Molecule: messenger RNA, 1644 nt
Organism: Erigeron canadensis
Lineage: Eukaryota; Viridiplantae; Streptophyta; Magnoliopsida; Asterales; Asteraceae
Product: armadillo repeat-containing protein LFR
Exons: 8
Coding region: 54-1430 (458 amino acids)
Biological process (GO): chromatin remodeling; regulation of transcription by RNA polymerase II; positive regulation of DNA-templated transcription
Cellular component (GO): nucleoplasm; SWI/SNF complex; brahma complex
Molecular function (GO): nucleosome binding
Source: RefSeq, a predicted model, not a curated record
AAUCAACUAGUCCCGUACUCCCGUUACACUUUUGGCGUAACCAAAAAAGAGAGAUGCAGAAACGAGAGUUAGCUAAACAAGCCGGCGCUUCCGGCGGCUCCGGUACACCGGCGGCGAAGAGAGGCCGUCCAGUUGGCAGCACCGCCAGCAACAUGGCCGUCGCUGCAUUGGCAGCGGACUCCAAUGCGCCGUUAUCACUUCUUGGCCCAUCGCUUCAAGUUCACUCCGCUUUCGCUGACCAAAAUAAUAAACGGAUUGUUCUUGCACUUCAAAGUGGAUUAAAGAGCGAGCUAACAUGGGCACUAAAUAGCCUAACUCUGCUUUCGUUUAAAGAGAAAGAUGAAGUGCGCAAGGAUGCAACUCCAUUGGCAAAGAUACCUGGAUUGCUUGAUGCUCUUCUCCAAGUUAUAGAUGACUGGCGUGAUAUCGCUCUUCCAAGAGAGCUUGUAAAGACACCAAGAACAAGGUCACUAGGUGUUAACUCUGUUGUUACUGGAUUUGGAAAUGAGUAUAAAGCUUUAGUCUCAAAUGAUGUGCCCAGUUCAAACAUUGGAUCUGCGUCUGUUUUGGAGGUUUCUGCUCAGAAAAAAGCUGCCAAAUCUCAACCUUCUGAAUGGUGGCUUGCUGAGGAUGGUCUGUUUAAUUUAGAUGACGAGGGCCGCACUGAAAAGCAGCAGUGUGCUGUUGCUGCAUCCAAUAUUCUUCGAAAUUUCUCUUUUAUGCCUGAAAAUGAAAUCAUUAUGGGCCAGCAUCGCCAUUGCCUGGAGACAAUCUUCCAGUGCAUGGAGGACCAUUGUACAGAGGAUGAGGAACUGGUAACAAAUUGUCUCGAGACAGUUGUGAAUUUGGCUCCACUUAUUGACCUUCGAAUUUUCAGUUCAUCAAAGCCUUCCUACAUCAAGAUCACAGAAAAACGUGCUGUUCAAGCCAUCAUGGGAGUAUUGGGAUCUACUUUUAAAACAUGGCAUUGUGCGGCCGCUGAGUUACUUGGGCGUAUUAUAAUAAAUCCUGACAAUGAACCCUUUCUUCUUCCGUUUGCACCACAGAUCUACAAGCGAUUGGUUGAUCUUUUGAGCAUGCCAGCUGUGGAUGCACAAGCUGCUGCUGUGGGUGCACUUUAUAACCUUGCUGAAGUUAAUAUGGACUGCCGAUUGAAGCUUGCUGGUGAACGAUGGGCGGUAGACCGGUUGCUAAAAGUCAUCAAAGGACCACAUCCAGUACCGGAAGUGUGUAGAAAAGCAGCAAUGAUACUAGAGAGCUUAGUGUCUGAACCACAAAACCGUCCCCUGCUCCUAGCCUAUGAAAACGCAUUUGCAGAAAUACUGUUUUCUGAUGGAAAAUAUUCAGAUACAUUUGCUAGGAUAUUGUUUGAAUUAACAUCGAAGCCCAACAGCAAAAUAGCAACUGCUCGUGGUAUAUGGGGCAUGUAGUAUAUGUGAUAUUGCAGCCAGUUCGGCAGGUAUGGGAAAAAUAGGUAUAUGAAACUCCUGUAGUUCAUUGUAGUUUAGCAUGAAUGUGUCCCCCCCUUUUUCGUGUUGUAGUUGAGGGAAGUUGUUAGUAACUGCCAGUUCAAAGUAAUUUAAUUAUAAGUAGAUAAACAAUUGGGAUCGUAGCUUAUGAGUAAUGCCUUUUCACUUGGGUUUA